Molecule: messenger RNA, 1971 nt
Organism: Macadamia integrifolia
Lineage: Eukaryota; Viridiplantae; Streptophyta; Magnoliopsida; Proteales; Proteaceae
Product: probable inactive purple acid phosphatase 1
Exons: 12
Coding region: 86-1933 (615 amino acids)
Molecular function (GO): metal ion binding; acid phosphatase activity
Source: RefSeq, a predicted model, not a curated record
AAAAAAAAAAAGAGGAUACCAGUUUCAGUUUCCAAUUGAGAGAAUUUGAUUUCUAUUUCUAACAUGUUACAAGAUUUGAUGGAAAAUGGGGAUUGUGAGGAUCAGUGGGCUGCUUUUCCUGGUGACUCUAUUGGGUCUUGCGAGCUGUGGAAUAGCAAAGUCAAGUGGAGACAGUCAGCCUCUUGCAAAAAUUGCUAUUCAUAGAGCAAGAAUUGCUCUUGAGAAAUAUUCUUAUGUGAAAGCCACACCAACUCUCCUUGGAUUGGGGGGUGAAACUAGUCAAUGGGUGACUAUAACAUUUAGCUCUCAAAAUGCAUCAAAUAAUGAUUGGAUUGCAGUUUUUUCUCCAUCAAGAGCUGUAAAUGGUUCUACAUGUCCUCCACCAUAUGGGAAACUUGUACCUCUACUGUGUUCUGCUCCCAUUAAGUACCAAUAUGCAAAUUACUCCACUCCAAACUACAGCAAAACAGGAAAAGGAACUCUCUCAUUUCUAAUGAUCAACCAGAGAGCAGAUUUCGUUUUCACACUAUUUUCUGGUGGAAUUUUUAAGCCGAAGCUCAUUGCUGUGUCGAAUACAGUAGCUUUUGCAUACCCAAAUGCACCACUUUACCCACGCUUAGCCCAAGGAACAACUUGGAAUGAAAUGACUGUAACUUGGACAAGCGGAUAUGGACUCAAUGAAUCUGUACCUUUUGUGGAAUGGGGUCAACAAGGACAAACUCAAAUACUUUCCCCAGCUGUGACCUUGACUUUCACUCGCGAGAGCUUGUGUGGUCCACCAGCAACUACUGUGGGGUGGCGUGAUCCGGGUUUCAUACACACAAGUUUCUUGAAGGACUUGUGGCCUAAUGCAAUGUAUACAUACAAGCUUGGACAUAAAUUGUUCAAUGGGUCAUAUGUUUGGAGUCCAAUUUACAGCUUUAAGUCGUCUCCUUUCCCCGGUCAAGACUCUCUACAGCGUGUAAUUAUUUUUGGUGAUAUGGGCAAGGCUGAGAUUGAUGGUUCCAACGAAUAUGGCCCCCAGCCCGGCGCCCUUAACACUACAAAGCAGCUUAUUAAUGAUCUAAACAAUUAUGAUAUAGUCUUCCACAAUGGAGACAUAACAUAUGCAAAUGGAUACCUUUCACAAUGGGAUCAGUUCACUGCACAAAUUGAGCCCAUUGCAUCAACCAAGCCUUACAUGAUUUCAAGUGGAAACCAUGAGCGCGACUGGCCCAAUUCAGGAUCUUUCUAUAGUAAUACAGAUUCGGGAGGAGAAUGUGGUGUAUUAGCAGAGACCAUGUUCUAUGUUCCUACAACAAAUAAGGAUAACUUCUGGUACUCCACUGAUUAUGGUAUGUUCCAUUUCUGCGUAGCAGACACGGAACACGACUGGAGACCAGGCACCCCACAAUAUCUAUUCCUAGAGAACUGUCUAGCAUCUGUUGAUAGGCAAAGGCAGCCAUGGCUAAUCUUCCUUGCACAUAGAGUGUUGGGUUACUCUUCAGGUUUGCCAUAUGCCAUGGAAGGGACCUCUGAUGAGCCAAUGGGAAGGGAUACCCUUCAACAACUUUGGCAGAAAUACAAGGUAGACCUGGCUAUGUAUGGCCAUAUCCACAACUAUGAGAGGACAUGUCCUGUGUAUGAGAGUGUUUGCACAAUGCCAGGGUCAAAUUUCUAUGAGGGCACCUUGAAUGGGACAAUCCAUGUAGUUGCAGGGGGUGGAGGGCAGGGGCUUGAUCAAUUUUCACCAGUCAACACCUCCUGGAGUGUUUACAAGGACAUGGACUGGGGAUUUGUUAAGCUUACAGCCUUCAACCAUACAACUCUGCUCUUUGAAUACAAGAAGAGUAGGGAUGGGUUGGUUUAUGACACAUUCACCAUCCACCGGAACUAUUCGGCCACUAUAGCUUGUACUUUUGAUAGUUGCCCACCUACCACAAUGGCUGCUUGAUUUACAUGUAUAAUGUAUUGUGUACAUGAGAGGGACUG